Molecule: messenger RNA, 8337 nt
Organism: Anolis sagrei ordinatus
Lineage: Eukaryota; Metazoa; Chordata; Lepidosauria; Squamata; Anolidae
Gene: PIK3C2A
Product: phosphatidylinositol-4-phosphate 3-kinase catalytic subunit type 2 alpha
Biological process (GO): phosphatidylinositol-3-phosphate biosynthetic process; phosphatidylinositol-mediated signaling; phosphatidylinositol 3-kinase/protein kinase B signal transduction
Cellular component (GO): phosphatidylinositol 3-kinase complex; cytoplasm; plasma membrane
Molecular function (GO): phosphatidylinositol binding; 1-phosphatidylinositol-4-phosphate 3-kinase activity; 1-phosphatidylinositol-3-kinase activity
Source: RefSeq, a predicted model, not a curated record
GGCGCGAGAAGCAGCAACAGCAGGAGCAGCAGCAGCAGCAGCAGCAGCAGCCCAGAGCCAGAGAGGCGGGGAAGAGGCCGGCGGAGAAGGAACUUUCUCCCCCGGGAAAGCCAUGGCUCCUCCGGCGCGCUGAGUGAUCCUGAAUGUAUCUGAACAUUCUUGAAGCAAAGAUUUUCAGAAGUAGGUAUUGGAACCAUUGAUGGACAUCUGCUUUCACGGCAUGGCCCAGAUAUCUGGCAACAAUGAACUCAGACCAUGUUCAUCACCAUCUUUGGGUACAGCAAAGGCAAAAGAAGUGGACAAAGAAGAGGCACUACAGAUGGAGGCUGAGGCUCUGGCUAAGAUGCAAAAGGAAAGAGUGGUGUCCAGUAAUAGACAAAGUAUUGACACUUUAAGCAAAUCCUGGCCAAAUGUCCACUCCUGCCGAAAACAGGACCAUGAUCUUAUGGUGUUUCCAGAGUCGGAUGCCAAGAAAAAGAUGAAUGAUAAGUUAAAUACAGUGGACAUAGAGAAACUUACCCAUGCUGAACUGGAGAAACUGCUACUAGAGGAAAAUCUUGAAUCCAGCAAACCACCAACACUGCCAGCAACUCCUGGUCUGAGCCCGUCGUUCUCGUCACAGUUUUAUGCUAACCCUACCAUUCAAAGAGGACUGUGGACACCUGGGUUGCUUGGGCCUGCUGCUUGCACUGUACCUUCUAAUUAUGCAGCACCUUCUUUCAGUAAACAAGUUGGUAUCUUUCAGAAUGGCUUCCAUCCAGGAAUGUCAACUUAUCAGUCUACAAAGCCUAUUUAUCUUAGUCUUCCAGAGGGGUCCCAGUACAUUUCAUACGCACUGCCAAGCACUACAACGUUCCAUCCACAACGAAGUCUACCUGUAUUUCAUCCAACACUUACCCCUGAAAUGGCCAAGGUGUUUGAUAAGAUAGCAAGCACUUCAGAAUUUCAAAAAAAUGGGAGAUCGAGCACUGACUUAGAAGUGACUGGUGCUAAAUCUACAGUUAAUUUGCCAGCCCCUGAAAGCUCCAAUGAUAUCAGUAAAUUUGAUUGGUUGGAUUUGGAUCCUUUAAGUAAACCAAAAGGGGACAGUAUGGAGAUACUAUAUAAUGCAGAAGAUGGUGGAAAGGAGACCUGUAAUACAGUUGUCGAAGAUCCUUGGGAUGCUGUGCUGUUAGAGGAGAAAUCCCCAGGAAAAUGCCAUCAUGAAAGAAAACUUAGUGGGAAAUCUACUUCUGGUGCAACGGUUACAAGAAGUCAGUCUUUAAACAUUCGAACUGCGCAGCUUGCUAAGUUGCAGGGCCAAACAUCACAGACAGACUGUGGGACCACUAGCCUGCCAACAGGAAAUAAACUUCUGAAAAAUGUUGAAGGGCAAAAUCAAGAACAAGCAGCAUUCUGUGAAGCGAUUGCAAAGCUGAGGACCAAGUUUCCACAUAAUAAUCAUGAUACAAACCCAGGCUUCGUUUUGAGUCCAGUCAUGUUGCAACGAAACAUCAGUGGAGAAAACUCAAGCAUCAAGAUUUCAAUCGAAAUAGAGGGUUUUCAACAGCCAGUGACAUUUACAUGUGAUGCAAGUUCUCCAGUUGAGCUCAUAAUAAUGCAGGCACUUUGCUGGGUGCACGAUGAUUUGAAUGAUGUAGACAUUGGCAGUUAUAUCUUGAAAGUUUGUGGGCAAGAAGAAGUUUUGCAGAAUAAACAUAGUGUAGGAAGCCAUGAAUACAUACAGAACUGCCGCAAAUGGGACUCAGAGAUUAAACUGCAGCUCCUGACCUACAAUGUUAUAUGCAGAGACCUGGCACGAACAGCUGAUGAUGAUGGGACACAAAUAGAUUUGACCAAGCAUCUGAGUAAUGUAGAAAAACUCUUCAGAGAAAGCAUUCAGAGCCAUUCUCUUGAAGAGCUCUUAGAAGCUUAUCAUAAUCAAGUUGCUAUUCUUCUUAAAAAGGAGAAGCAGCUCAAAGCAGUAGAUCCAGUCAUUAAAGCUGUCAGAAAGAUUUGCUGUACAUUGGAUGGAGUAGAAACUCCUGCCAUUACAAUGGCUGUAAAGAAGCUGAGAAGAGCAGUUAACCUUCCACGAAGUAAGAGUCCUGAGGUGUCAUCUGAUGAUGUUAGCAAGAAUUCCACUGGUUCACUGCAAACUGAAAACCCUCUACAAGUGAGCCUAGAUCAGUUAACCACAGCAGUCUACGCCCUCCUUGAGCUCCACCUGAACUCAUGCAAUAGUUCUUCUUUGAACACUCCAGAGACUGAGAGAAGCACUAAAGAGGCUUGGACUGCCACAGAGCACCUCCAGUUCACAGUAUUUGCUGCUCAUGGGAUUCUCAGUGGCUGGGUCUCUGUUUAUGAAAAAUACUACUUAGUUUGCUCUCUGACCCAUAACGGAAAAGAUCUUUUUAAACCUGUCCAGUCCAAGAAAGUUGGAACAUACAAGAACUUUUUCUAUUUGAUUAAAUGGGAUGAACUGAUAAUUUUCCCUAUCCAGAUUUCUCAGUUGCCAUUAGAAUCCAUCUUAUGCCUUACUCUCUUUGGAAUAUUAAAUCAAAAUAGUGGUAGUUCUCCUGACUCAAAUAAGCAGCGGAAAGGCCCAGAGAUGUUGGGUCAAGUUUCCUUCCCUCUCUUUGAUUUUAGACGGAUGUUAACUUCUGGAACAAGACUUUUACAUAUUUGGACACCUUCCACAAGCCUUGUUUCUGGAGUAGCCCAUAAAAAAGGAAACCUAAUGGAAAGGAUAGUGUUGCAGGUUGACUUUCCUUCUUUGCCAUUUGAUAUUAUAUACAAAAAUCCUGAAGCUGCAAAUGGCUCCACAUGUAAUUCCAUAGAAACACUGGAAAAAGAUUCAAGAGAGCGUCUUAUUACCAUUCUUUCCAAACAGGGUACAGUUGGCCUGUCUAGAAAGGACAAAGCAUUUCUGUGGGAGAAAAGACAUUACUGCCAUACAGAUGUAAAUAGCCUUCCAAAGGUUUUAGCCUGUGCUCCAAACUGGGAUUUGACAACUCUCCCUGAAAUAUAUUUGCUACUUCAGCAAUGGCCUCCCUUACCUCCUCUGACUGCAUUAGCAUUACUAGACUCCAAUUUCGCAGAUCAGGAAGUAAGAACAAAAGCUGUGAAGUGGAUUGAGGCAAUCAGCGAUGAUGAAUUGGCUGAUAUUCUACCCCAGUUUGUGCAGGCACUGAAAUAUGAAACUUACCUGGACAACUCUCUAGUCAGAUUCCUUUUAGCCCGAGCAUUAGGAAAUAUUCGAAUAGCACACUAUUUAUAUUGGUUACUGAAGGAUACCCUUCAUGAUAUUAAACAUGGUGUAAUGUAUGAGCAUAUCCUUGGUGCCUUCCUUUCAGUCUGUGGCAAAAGACUGAGAGAAGACCUGGAAAAGCAGACGAGACUAGUACAAAUACUGGGAAUGGUUGCAGAAAAAGUAAAGCAAACAAAUGGAUCCGCCAGACAGGUUGUCUUGCAAAAUGGAAUGGAACGUGUUCAGUCCUUUUUCUUAAAAAAUAAAUGUCGUUUGCCACUCAGUCCCAGCCUUGUAGCAAAAGAACUGAAUGUUAAGGCAUGCUCCUACUUCAGUUCAAAUGCAGUACCUCUUAAAAUUGCUCUAGUGAAUGCAGAUCCCUUGGGAGAAGAAAUUAAUGUCAUGUUUAAGGUUGGAGAAGACCUACGUCAAGACAUGCUGGCAUUGCAAAUGAUAAAAAUUAUGGAUAAGAUUUGGUUACAGGAAGGACUAGAUUUGCGGAUGGUUCUCUUCAAGUGCCUUUCUACUGGCAAAGACAGAGGGAUGGUGGAGCUUGUUCCAGCUGCAGACACACUUAGGAAAAUUCAGGUAGAAAAUGGUGUGACUGGGUCCUUCAAAGAUAAGCCUCUUGCUGAAUGGCUAAGAAAAUACAAUCCCACAGAAGAAGAAUAUGAAAAGGCUUCUGAAAACUUCAUCUAUUCUUGUGCGGGAUGUUGCGUAGCCACCUAUGUCCUUGGUAUCUGUGAUCGCCACAAUGACAACAUAAUGCUUCGAAGUACAGGACAUAUGUUCCAUAUUGAUUUCGGAAAGUUUUUGGGACAUGCACAGAUGUUUGGAAGCUUUAAGAGGGAUCGGGCUCCUUUUGUGCUGACAUCAGAUAUGGCCUAUGUUAUCAAUGGUGGGGAAAAGCCUACAAUUCGCUUCCAGCUGUUUGUUGAUCUCUGCUGCCAGGCUUAUAACCUGAUAAGGAAACGAGCCAACAUUUUCCUCAGUCUGCUGUCACUGAUGCUAUCCUCUGGGUUACCAGAACUUAAUGGUAUUCAAGACUUGAAAUAUGUCCAGGAUGCUCUUCAGUCCCAAACAACAGACGCUGAAGCUACCAUUUUGUUUACAAGACUAAUUGAAUCAAGCUUGGGAAGUGUUGCUACAAAGUUCAAUUUCUUCAUCCAUAACCUUGCUCAGCUGCGUUUUUCAGGCCUGCCUUCCAAUGAUGAGCCCAUUCUGUCUUUUUCUCCCAAAACAUACUCACUUAAGCAAGACGGCCGUAUCAAAGAAGCAUCUGUGUUUACAUACCACAAGAAAUACAGUCCAGACAAACAUUAUAUCUAUGUUGUCAGAAUUUUAAGAGAGGGGCAAAGUGAACCCACAUUCAUUUUUCGGACCUUUGAUGAAUUCCAGGAAUUCCACAACAAGCUUGGGAUCCUGUUUCCUUUGUGGAAAUUACCAGGCUUCCCUAAUAAAAUGGUUUUGGGAAGAACUCACAUAAAGGAUGUGGCAGCCAGGAGGAAGGUAGAACUAAACAGCUACAUACAAAGUUUGAUGAAUGCCUCAACGGAUGUAUCAGAGUGUGAUCUUGUCUAUACUUUCUUUCAUCCCUUGCUACGUGAUGAAAAAGCUGAAGGAAUUGAUGGAAUAGCUAAGUGUACAGAUGUAAGCCCUGCAAGUCCUGUGUCAGGCAAAGUAGGAGGCGAAGUUAAGUUGUCCAUCUCCUAUAGAAACAGCACUCUGUUUAUCAUGGUGAUGCACAUUAAAGAUCUGGUUACUGAUGAUGGGGCAGACCCAAAUCCCUAUGUGAAAACUUACCUGCUCCCAGAUAUACAUAAAACAUCUAAAAGAAAAACAAAAAUAUCACGGAAGACGAGAAACCCAACUUUCAAUGAAAUGCUUGUGUACAGUGGCUAUAGCAAGGAGACAUUGAAGCAAAGGGAGCUUCAGCUGAGUGUACUCAGUGCAGAAUCGCUGCGUGAGAACUUUUUUUUGGGUGGUGUCAUUCUUUCCUUAAAGGAUUUUAACUUGAACAAGGAGACCGUCAACUGGCAUCGGCUUGCUGCAGUACCAUACUUGUGAACCUCAUAACUUAUAGAGGUGAAAAGAACAGAUGCACCUCAGCUCCAUUUGUAUUUGGUCACAGUUUCCUACUUGAAGAUAACACAAACACUUUGGCAUAAGCCACUGCAGUCCAGCACUUUGCAGUUGGACCAGCCAUCAACAUUUUUAAACACAACUUUGGGCAAACCAUCUCCACUUAUGCUUUUUACUGUAAUAAUAUUCAAGCAUUGAUGUAAAUGAAUUGUACAAAUGUAAUAUCUGUGGAUAAUGAAGUUCUAAACCAUGCUUAGAUGUCCCAAAUUAAAACUUGAGGAGGUUUUCUAGUUUCAGUUUGAUCACAUUUUGAUUGCUUUGUACUCCUGCUGUCAUUUGAAAAAAUCCCAAGUUUAAAAAACGACUCAAACUGUCAAAAGGGAGAUUUGAAUAAGCAAUCAAAUUAGCCCUCGUAUUCAUUAAACCUUUUUGAGGCUGUAAUCGGAAUGAGUGCCAAUGAUGAAUGUUCUAAAUAAUGGUGCCUUAUUUUGCCAUUAAACUGCUUCUUAUACCUCAUACCUGAUAAUUAAAAAAAUUAUCUUUUUUGUUAACAAGCUUUUUUACCAAGCUCUUUUUAAAAAGAAUGUGGCACUCUCCGUUUUAUUUAACAUUUUCCCUUCAACGUAUUAUAUUUUCUGAGAACAAACUUAAAUGAACUGACAGUUACUUGUUUUGCUUUGACCAUUUUUGUACACUCUUAAAUAAUAAUUUCAUUAACUGUACAUAUUAUAUGGCUGCAAACCCAAGUGGUUUUAUGCCAUGGUUGACUACAAAGCACAUACUUCUUUAGAAAUUAGGUAUCACUGAUAUUUUGCCGGGGUUUUUGUUCAGUUCCCAGGUCACAUGUCCAAUAUAAAUUACGGUACCCAUUAGCCCUAUAUAGCUGAAACAUCUGAUUCAAAGUGUGGAAGGCCAGAGCAUUUGUUGUUGGUUGAGUCUAAGUUGCACUUGAAAUAUUGGGUGAUGAAAUUGAGAGUGACAACUUGAGCUAGCCUUAAGAGGUGUUGAGCACUCUUAUGACUACUCUUAGUAAUCCACUAUGUAUCCUAUCCCAUUUCUGCGGCAAUUGGCUCGCCCUUAUAGGAAUGAGUGAAAGAAUCUGUACACAUUUCUGGGACCCUGCACAUAAAUGCAAUUUAGUAACUCCAAUAAAAAUUAGCAGAUUUAGAAAGGCAUUUAAAUUGCACAAAACGUUUCAUACUGAAGCCCUAUCAUUUUUGUAUAAAGACGACACGGUGUGUCACCUUUAUACAACUGCCUAUAACAAUGAACGUAAAGUAAAAUAAUGCAAUGGUAAAUGAGAGUAAAUACUUAACGUAAUACAAAGAUCAUUUUGGAUAUGACAAGACAAUGACAAUCUUUCUUGCACAAUGAAACUAAAAUGCAAUCUAAUUUAUUUCCUUUAUAAAGUAUAGUGAAGUACUUGCUUUUGAACCUAGUAUAACAAGUAGAAGGGAGGAAUGGACAGAACAUUUGGGGUGCCUGAAACUUUCAUGGUCCAACUGUAUGCAGAUACCUUGGAUUGUUUUCUCAGUGUUAAGACCGCAUUAUUGCUCAUUAUAACCUUUUGCCAUUUUAGAGCAACAGACUAAUUCUAUUAGCUACAAUAAACAUGUAAGUAGUGACCUAUUUAGAAAAAAUAGAAUAAACUAACUAAAAGAUUGUAUUUCCUGCACACUUGAUGCUUUUGAGAUGCAUUCCAGUCCACCAAAAGGAUCAUAAGUCACAUACACACAGGAAAGUAAGCUACUGCUUUUAUGAAAUGUUCUAUUAAAUUAACUCAAAGCAAUAGGCACUGCAUUGUUGCAGUUUGUUAUUAAAGCACAGUAUGUGAACAGCACAAAACGACAGAUUUAAAAGACUUGUAGCAGUGGUUUGCAGCUGCAGCUUUUGGCUGGAUGUUGGUUGGAAUAUGCCCUGUAUCUUACAGUAGCAUUUUCUUUUGUAGCUGAUGCCUGUGCCUUUUAUCCAACUUCGUCACUUUUCAGAUUAAGUACACAUUGACUUAACACUUUCUAGACAGAUGUUUUAAAAGCUGUUCUUCAAUUAACUAGUAACAAAUGAAAAUUGUAGUAGAGAAACAUUAACUUUGCCUCUUUUCAGAUUAUUUACAGUGGUGUGAUACUCAAACAAUAAAUAAUUGUCCACAUUUGUGGGGGGGGGGGACCAUUUUGUAUUACUAAAGCUGACAGACACAAAAGGGGAGGAGGUAAUACUUGGGAUAAAAUUUGACUCUUUAAUAAACAACAUUUUUAAAGUGUAGUCUCAUAGCAUUUUUAUACUUUAUUAAUCAAAUAAAACCUUAUGUAUUGUAUGGACUGCAGCUACAAAUGUGUGUCUUAUGUACAUUUAUUUUGUCACUUUGAGGAAUACAUGUUGCUGUAAAAUAAUCACUUCCACAUUUUCUGUACUAUAUAACUUGGCUAUGACUUUGCACUGAAUUUUUUAAUAUUACUGCCUUUUUAUGAUAUACACAGAUAUAUAUAUAUGAAAGCAUGAAUGAUCUUUGAUAUUUCUCUUUUUAAAAUUACAAUGGUAUAGACAUCUUAGCAUCUUGCCUUAAGCCUGAGUGCUUUUCUAGGAGACUGACUGUAAAUGCAGCUUUCAAAGUUAAUUCAGAUAUUUGCAUAAUGUGGUGGCCACAGUCUAAUACAGAAUUAAUAUAUGCGUAGGUCUGUAUUGAAUUGUACCCAAUGCAUGCUGUAUGGAGGAAAAAUAAAUCAGGCAAUAUUGUACCAUUCUCACAAUCCAUAGGAAUUUAUUUUUCCUUUUUGGCUUUAUACUUUCAUACUGUGACUAAAAAUGCAGCAAAAGUUUAUAGAUAAUAAAAUGAAUUGGGAGCAAAUGUAGACAUUUUCCUUUAAAUGUCAAUUUAUCUGUAAGAACCAAAUAUUUCAGUUGAAUUACACUGAUAGCUAAUAAAGAUGUACAGUAUUUCUAUCAACAGCUUAACCCAUAAUAUAUGGGUUUAACGUGACUCCAUAACUGUCCUACAGUUACAUUAAACACUAUUCUGAAAUAACAAA